GGCUGCAAGCUCAGACUGUCUUGGUCAACGACACAGUCUCGGGGUUUAUUGGGACAGAUGUGGUCCUGCACUGUAGCUUCACCAACCCCCUCCCCAACGUGAAGAUCACGCAGGUCACGUGGCAGAAAGCCACCAACGGCACCAAGCAGAAUGUGGCCAUCUACAACCCUGCCAUGGGGGUCUCCAUCCUCUCUCCCUACAAAGAGAGGGUGACUUUCCGGAAUCCUUCCUUCAAGGAUGGCACCAUUCAGCUCUCCAGGCUGGAGCUGGAGGAUGAGGGAGUUUACAUCUGUGAGUUUGCUACCUUCCCAACUGGCAACAGGGAGAGCCAACUGAACCUCACUGUGCUGGCCAAGCCCACGAAUCGAAUGGAGGGCACCAAGCGGCCGCUCAUCGCCAAAUCUGGCAGGACAGAAAAGAUCUUGGUAGCCACCUGCACCUCCUCGAACGGGAAACCUCCCAGCACUGUCACCUGGGACACCAAGCUGAAAGGGGAAGCAGAAUUUCAGGAGAUCAGGAACAGCAACGGCACCAUCACGGUGAUCAGCAGGUACAGGCUGGUGCCCCACCGGGACNNNCAUCGCCAGCAGCUCAUGUGUGUGGUCAACUACCAGCUGGAUCGCUUCACCGAGAGCAUCACCCUCAACGUGCAGUAUGAGCCAGAAGUCACUAUUGAGGGCUUUGAUGGCAACUGGUUUCUCAACCGGAAGGAUGUGAAGCUGAUCUGCAAAUCUGAUGCCAACCCUCCAGCUCACACCUAUGAAUGGAAGCUGCCAAACGGGACCCUGCCAGGGAGUGUGGAGAUCCAGAACAACACCAUCUACUUCAAAGGGCCUGUGUCCUACAGCGUGGCUGGCACCUACAUCUGUGAGGCCUCCAACGCCAUCGGUACACGGUCGGGCUUGGUGGAAGUCAAUGUCACAG
Molecule: messenger RNA, 924 nt
Organism: Merops nubicus (carmine bee-eater)
Lineage: Eukaryota; Metazoa; Chordata; Aves; Coraciiformes; Meropidae
Gene: NECTIN1
Product: poliovirus receptor-related 1 (herpesvirus entry mediator C)
Exons: 5
Biological process (GO): homophilic cell-cell adhesion; protein localization to cell junction; heterophilic cell-cell adhesion
Cellular component (GO): adherens junction
Source: RefSeq, a predicted model, not a curated record